AUGGCGGCGGCGGCGCCGUCCCUGUACCGGCGGGCGCUCCCGUCGCCGCCGGCGGUGGACUUCACCUCGCCGGACGGCAAGCGCCUCUUCUCGGAGGCCCUGGAGGGCGGCACCAUGGAGGGCUUCUUCGGCCUCUCCUCCUGCUUCAAGACGCAGUCAGAGCCGGCCUUCUGCGGCCUCGCCUCCCUCGCGGUCGUCCUCAACGCGCUCGCCAUCGACCCGGGCCGCCGCUGGAAGGGUCCCUGGCGGUGGUUCGACGAGUCCAUGCUCGACUGCUGCGAGCCCCUCGACGCGGUCAAGGCCAGGGGCAUCACCUUCGGCAAGGUCGCCUGCCUCGCGCACUGCGCCGGCGCUAAGGUCCAGCCCUUCCGCGCUCACCAGGUCACCAUCGAUGACCUCCGACGCCACCUCGUCCGCUGCGCCUCCUCGACGGACUGCCAUCUCAUCGCUUCCUACAACAGGAGGCAUUUCAAACAGACCGGAACCGGGCAUUUCUCCCCAAUCGGUGGCUACCACGCUGGACAGGAUAUGGCGCUCAUCUUAGAUGUCGCCCGCUUCAAAUACCCACCUCAUUGGGUUCCACUGCCACUUCUUUGGGAAGCUAUGAACACGACGGAUGAAUCAACUGGACUUCUCAGGGGGUUCAUGCUUGUGUCAAGGCACAGUGCAGAUCCUUCAUCGCUUUACACAGUGAGUUGCAGAGAUGAAAGCUGGAAAAGCAUGGCAAACUAUUGCGUCGAAGAUUUACCUAAUCUUUUGAAGACCGAGAAUCUUUACAAUGUUCCAACACUUUUGUCCCAUUUGAUUGGUUCUCUUCCAGCUAAUGCUGGAUCUUUUAUCAAAUGGGUUGUUGAAGUUAGGAGAAAAGAGGAAGGUGGGCAAUGCUUAAGCAAAGAGGAGAAAGAAAGGCUUUUAGUGAAGGAAAAUGUAUUACAGCAAGUACGUGAUACCAGGCUAUUUAUGAUUGUCCAUGACCUGCAAUGUGCUAGUAUCCAAUGCGGUAAUUGUUCACCAUCAAGUGAAGAUCCUGUUACUAGGAUUGCAGCCUCUGUGUGCUGUCAAGGAGCAGCAAUGCUUUCAAGGAACCUUGCAUCAAGUGACGGUUUCUGCUGCAGUGAAACAUGUUUCGAAUGUGUUCCAGCUAAUGGUGAUGGGCCUAAGACUGCUAUCUCAGACUUUGUGGUAUCUGAAGGCAAUGAACCCGGUGUUGAUAUGUUUUUACCAAAGUCCCAUCACAGCUGGAGUUCAUGCAAUUCAAGCACGAGAGAUGAAAUCAUCAAAUAUCCUUCAAGCGCAGAUGUUUUAACUGUUCUGCUGCUGGCUUUGCAUCCUGGCACAUGGUCGGGCAUCAUAGAUGAGAGGCUGAAAGCUGAAUUUCAGACCCUUGUUUCAACAGAUGAUCUACCUGAUGUUCUUAAAAGGGAGGUAUUCACUGCACAGGGUGUGAGUGUGAGGUGUUGA
Miscanthus lutarioriparius is the source of this 1461-nucleotide messenger RNA. The record is from the annotation of a GenBank genome assembly. Lineage: Eukaryota; Viridiplantae; Streptophyta; Magnoliopsida; Poales; Poaceae.